Mesocricetus auratus (golden hamster) is the source of this 2630-nucleotide messenger RNA. It is a transcript of the gene CUNH19orf44, whose product is annotated as chromosome unknown C19orf44 homolog. Lineage: Eukaryota; Metazoa; Chordata; Mammalia; Rodentia; Cricetidae. The record is from RefSeq and is a predicted model, not a curated record. The transcript is spliced from 9 exons. Bases 425 to 2359 code for a protein of 644 amino acids.
AUUCCCGCGCCUCAGUUUCCCGGUCUGGAGGGCGAUCCCGUAGGGCUUGCCCAAAGGGCGAGGAAACUGCGUGGCGGCAGUGUGCAAUGCUUAGUUCCUUUGUGUCUUGUUAGUCCUCGCUUCUCUGGUCGCCCAGGCUGGCAUGGAACUAACUCCCUGUGUAGCCGAGGCUGGCCUUCAACUCCUGAUCUUCCUGCUGUACUUUCGAAGUGCUGAGAUUGCGAUCGUGUCAUGCUCCCCGGUGCCCGUGAAUAUAUAAAACUUUUUAAAAAAGUAUACAUUCAUUUGCUUGGUCAGAGGACAACCAUGUGGGUUCUGGAAUAAACUCAGGUCGUGGCGGGCAAGUCCUCCGAUUUUCAAGUUGAGUAGUAUCCUACUCUCUGCUUGCCCUGCUCUCUGACUCUCCGUCAGGAGAGUCCCCAGAAUGGCUUCCACAAGAAGGCCCAUUGGCCCUCCUCGUGGUGCUUUUGACUUCAGAGAUAUGUUCUUAGAGGACUCAAGGAUGGAGGACAUAAGAAGCAUGCAAGCCCGAGGUCUUGGCCAAAUGGCACCCGGGCUGAACCGAACCCUAAAGAGGAACCAAAGGAUGGAUGAGAAAUAUUUGAUGCCCAAAGAGGAGGCCAUGCUAGGGAAGGGACCAAGGUUGGCCUUGAGGGCCCCAACCAUCUCCUCCAAAACCAGAGCCGAUGAGGCCCUUAGGAAGCUGGCCCGGAUGGAAACCAAGAUCCGGAGUCGGAAGCAGGCGCCCACGGCUUUGUCUGACACAGAGUCUGACUCGAAGAUCACAGAGCUGAGUCUUCCUUCUCAUCAUCCACACACAACCUUCCAGAAGCAAGCCUGUAAAACCCCCACAGCAAGGAGCGAUGCGCCAAGUGGGGAAGGCAGCAGGUUUCUUAAGAAGAAAGAGCCACCCCCUAAAGCUAGGUCCCCGGUACCCACAGUGGAGAAAGAGAAGCACAUCCCACUACCCAGACAGAAAGAACCUGCUAGAAAAUGUGAUGUUCCCGACAGUGACGAAGAGGAAAUGAAAGUAUUGCUUGGAAGCUUGAUGGACUCUUCAGGAGAAAAAGAAACAAAUAGGAAUCGGGGGCUCACCAGCACCAAAGUCAGCAGGAUCGAUCAUGGAAAACUGUCUUCGGAUCAGACUCCAACUCAGCCAGAAGUCCCGUCUCUGCUCAGUGUGGACUGUUCUGGUUCAAAGCCUUCUCGUCCCUCACAUCGGCUGGACUCUCCGUGGGUUCUCAAGGCUGGAGACACAGCCUCCCUCACAUCCUCGCCUUCCACCACAAAUGACCUUUCAAAAUCAGCAUUUUCAAAGAUGGGGUGCAUCAGGCUGGCUUCCUCCCCUAGCAGGAGUGAGGGGAGAUCUCCAGAGGAGCCAGUCUCAGAAGUUGCUGAUGACAGCCUCCAUGAUUUUAGAAUUAAUGUUUUGUCCGUUGAUGAUCUGGUACUGGCUGAGGGAGAGAACUCAGACGUGGAACAGAGAGAGGAAGGUUCUGGAAGGGAAGAGAUGUCAGGCAGAAGCUCUCCACCCUCGUCACCCACUCGACUGGAAGAACAGAGGGCGGCCCAGCAUAAGAGCUCUGUAUUUCAGAGCACGGCCACUGUGGUUGCUGAUGAGGAGUGUCUCACCACCGAGGUCUCAGAGCAUCUGGCUGACAGCUCCGCUGCAACUGCCCAGUCUCACAGCGUGCCCAGCAUGCAGUCUGUGGAGGCUCUCGUUGCACUCACCGCCAGCCCCGCUUACUCUGAGGAUUUUGAGCCAUCCUCUGGGUCCUUGGCCUCAGAGGCAUCCUUCAGCAGGACACAGGACACUUUGUCACAGUUUUCUUCCAGGGGGCGGUCAGAUCCACCUCCCGGACAAUCCCUAUCGAGGACAAAGUGGGGCCAAGGUGUUAGUAGAGUUGUGAAGGAGACAGCUGUGCAGACGCUUGACCCCGCCUUUGCCUACCAGUGGAGCACGGCUGGUGGCAUGGCGGCCAUUGGCCCCACCCUCGGAGGUGCCUACGUGGACCCAGCACCCAUCGCCAGUCACGUUGUCAGUGCGGACGCUAUAGAAGCCCUGACAGCCUACAGCCCUGCGGUGCUGGCACUGAAUGACAUGCUGAAGCAGCAGCUGAGCCUGACACGGCAGUUCAUCGAGGCCAGCCGCCAUCUGCACGUGUCCCUUCUGCAGUCGCUGGAUGGGGACUCAUUUCACUAUCACACCCUGGAGGAAACCAAGGAGUACAUUAGGUGUCACAGGCCCGCACCCCUGACCAUGGAGGCUGCCCUCGAGGAGGUGAAGGAGGAGCUUCAAGUCCCAGCAGCCCCCAUCUGCACAGUGGCCACCAUGCAGACACCUCGUGAGGACAGCUGAGGACCUGCUACAGGCCACUCACAGCAGGACGGAGCCCUGAGUCAGUGCAACAGACAGUGCGUGCAUGCUGGGCGCCUGCAUCAUCCAAGAGGGAGCCAGCAGCCCACGGGGGAGUGUUCUGUGCCAGGCGCUGAGACAGGUCUUUUGAGCAUGGUGUUGGACACAGCCUGCGCCACGGCAUGUGCACCUCACCCACAGCUGGACAAAGUGAUCUUUUACAAAAGGCUUUAUUUGAAGGCAAAACAGUAAAAUCCACAAUCAGUUAACAGCA